Messenger RNA from Drosophila biarmipes, 3729 nucleotides. RefSeq lists its product as uncharacterized. Gene Ontology annotation, molecular function: alpha,alpha-trehalase activity. Gene Ontology annotation, biological process: trehalose catabolic process. The transcript is spliced from 4 exons. The record is from RefSeq and is a predicted model, not a curated record. Bases 116 to 3535 code for a protein of 1139 amino acids. Lineage: Eukaryota; Metazoa; Arthropoda; Insecta; Diptera; Drosophilidae.
UGAAACACCGCAGUGGCCUGCGAUUCAGUUUUCGGCCAAAAACCGAACUCGGCUUGGUUAUCAGUCACUCAGCCUGGCCUUUGCCCGAAAGCACUCCAGGAAUCGUUCGUAGAAGAUGGCAAAUAAGUGCCGCUGCGGUGCACUGACUCUGGGCGGGGAGAACAGGGGUGUUUUCUGCGAGGGUCCCCUGCUGGACGCCGUCCAGAGGUCGAAGAUGUUUCCCGACUGCAAACACUUUGUGGACAUGAGCUGCAUUUUUACACCUGCCCAGACGCUGGCCGACUUCGAUAUGUUCAGCAACUGCCGAAAGAACGACGGCUCCCUGAGGUUCCUGCAAAUGUUUGUCGAGAAACACUUCAAUGAUCCUGGUUCGGAGCUGGAGCCCUGGGAUCCCCCCGACUGGAAGGCCCAGCCCUCGUUCCUGAUCAGGAUCUCUGAUCCCGAAAUAAAGCACUUCGGAUCGGAUGUCAAUCGACUGUGGAGGCAGUUGGGAAGGCGGAUAAAAGACGAAGUCAAGGAGAACCCCGACCACUAUUCCAUACUCUACACACCCAAUCCUUUCAUAGUGCCCUCCUCGGAUUGCCGAGAGUAUCGCUACUGGGACUCCUUUUGGAUAGUUCGGGGACUACUACAAUGUGGCAUGCAUCAAACAGCUCGUGGAAUGAUCGACAACUACUUGUCACUGGUUGAGCAAUAUGGUUUUGUGCCUGGUUGUGGCAGGAUUUACUGCUCGGGUCGCUCCAAUCCUCCCCUUUUGAUAAUGAUGGUCAAGGCCUAUGUGGAGGUGACCAGGGAUGAAAAGUACGCCCUUAGAUCGCUGCCUCUUUUGGAGACCGAGUACGAUACCUUCAUAAGUAAGCACUCGGUGCAAGUGAAGGGCAAGACCAUGUAUCAGUACAGGGACUCCUCGGCGGGACCCAGACCCGAGGCCUAUAGGGAGGACCUGGAGAGUGUGGCCAGCAUUAAGUGUCCCGUGUCCCGAGAGGUCAUGUACACUGAACUAAAAUCAGCCUCUGAAUCUGGAAUGGACUUCAGCUCACGUUGGUUUGUCACCGCCGAUGGCUCCAAUGAGGGAACUCUCAGGGACACCAAAACCUCUGCCAUCGUGCCCGUCGAACUGAAUGCCAUCGUCUUCCGGAGUGGCAAGAUCCUGGCCGAGUUCAAUCGAAAGGCGGGCAAUACUCAAAAGGCCGAAGAAUAUCAGGAUAAAGCCUGCGCUUUGGUAAAGGCCAUUCGCGACAAUCUGUGGAACGCGCAGGCCGGGAUUUGGCUGGACUACGAUCUGGUCAACAACAAGCCUAGGAACUACUUCUGCUGCACCAACUUUGCGCCAUUGUGGGCCAGGGCCUUUCCCCUCGUGGACACCGAUAAGGUGUCCAAGGGCGUGAUGCAGUACAUCAGGAUCAACCAGUUGGAUGAGCAGUAUGGGGGCGUACCGCACACGAUGAACAAGGAGUCGGGCCAGAAGUGGGACUACCCCAAUGUCUUUCCGCCCAUGAUGUUCCUGGUCGUCGAGGGAUUGGACAACCUGGGCACUCCGCAGGCCAAGGCCAUGUCCAAGCGAUGGGCCCAUCGCUGGGUGAAGUCCAAUUAUGCGGCCUACAAGUACGAGAGUUUUAUGUUCGAGAAGUACUUCUGCGAGGAAUUCGGCACUUCCGGAGGGGCUAGUCCAGAGCACACUCCAGUGGGUUACGGCUGGACCAACGGGGUGGUCAUCGAGUUCCUCUGCAAGUACGGGAAGGACAUCAGCCUGGCCGACGACCUGGACGAGGGCUGCAAGUGCAAGGCCAGAGGGGCGAAGACCGCAGGGGGCAACGAGUACAUCAUCACCAGCGAGGCGAACAUGGAGGAGCAGCCUUCCAAGAAGUCCUGCGUGUGUGGCGCUCCCUCAACAGUGGGUACCACGUCCAACAAAUCCUCCACUGGCACGAGCACCCGGAAUUCUGUAAGCAAUGGUAACCAGAAGCAACAGCAGACUGACGAUGACUGCACCUGCGGCAUUGCACAAAAGCAACGAGCUCAGGCGCAGCACGGAGCAGAUGGUACCUGCUCCUGCGGGCCAGGAGCCCACCAGCAAAUGCAGAGCAAUAAUUGUGGGCCCCAGAAACAGCAGCAAUCCCAGACUCAAAUGCAGAGAUCGCAGCUAGGACAACAAGGAGCAGAUUGCGCAUGUGGAGCGAGGUCGCAACACCAGCCGCAGCAAAAAUCCCAGCAGCAAUUCCAGGGCAACAGUGCAGGAAGCUGUGGGAUUUGUGGCUCACAAAAGCCUCAGCAAUCCCAAGCUCAAAUGCAGCGAUCACAGAUGGGAAAACAUGGAGCAGAUUGCUCAUGCGGAGCGAAACCACAGCAGCAACAGCACGGAUUGCUGGGAAGGGGAGCACCCAGUGCCGCCAGUUGUGGAGUGUGUGAAACGCAUAAACACCAGCAGUCGCAGACGCAAAUGCAGCGAUCUUCCGCAGAUCAGGAUUGCUCUGGUGUGGCAGGAUCCCAGCAGGCACAGCAGGGCAUUCUGGGAAUGCAGCACGAUCCGGACUGUCCUUGCUCCGGGCAGCAGCAGAAGGGAGCUGGACUCAUUGUUGUACCACGACAACAGCCCCUCAAAGAUGACGACUGCGAGUGCUCCAUGGACGAGCGGGAGUUGCAGCAGAUGCAGCAGCAGCAGAAGCAACAGGACUGCAAGCAGCAACAGCGGCAGCAGCAACAGGAGAACCAAAGACUGCAGCAACAGCUGGAGUGCGAGCAGAAGCAGCAGGAUUGCACCUCGAAGCCGCAGCCGCAGGAUUGCUCCCAGCACCUGAAGAGUCAGCAGCAGACGGAGGGCCCCUGUGGCUGCAUGGACGAGGAGGAUGCCAGGGAGCAACACGAUCAGGGUCACUAUUUCCCAGUGACCGACAAGGAGGACGAGGGCUGCUCCGCGGAGGAGACGCCAAGGGACUCCGGCUGCGAUGGCUGUGGCAGAGAUGAUUGCCCAGAUUCUCCCCAGGAGGACAGUGGUUGCAAUGGAGGGCAGGAGAAGGUGCAGCCAGUUCCCAUUCCGCAGUGUGCUCAACCGAAGCCACAGCAAUACGCAGCUCCAGAUGACUGCGGUUGCUCGGCGGGUCAAGGUCAAGGUAGAGCCCCACCAGCAGCACCGCCCACCACCUCCAUAUGUCCCCAUUGUGGAGGCAUAACCACUGAAUCCCAGACCAAUUGGCACUCCACCCAUUCGGUGGGCACCAACCGACCGUCGUUUCCCCACGAUGAUGAUUGUGAGUGCUCCAAGGUAGGCGGAGGGGCCGGUGGCCAGCAGAUGCGUGCAAUGGGUGUCCAGAGUGGUCACAGCAAGGGUGUGAUGGCCAGUGGGGGUGGCCCCGAGUGCGGACCCUGCAAGGCUCACAUGCCCUCCGAUUAUGCGGCGGGUCACGGACCCAAACCCUUCUACAACAAGCAGUUUCCACUGGCAGAUCCCGUGAGCACGGCUGAAGCCUGUCCAACCACAUCCGAGCCGAUCAAGAAGAAGAAGUGCUGCAACUGUGACGAAAAAGAGGAUGAGUAGAUCUACUUCAUCUGAAGAUCCCCACCCUAGAGGAACAAGCGAAGGCCCAGCCGAAGAACUGGAACUAAAUUUAAGUGUGUCAAAUUUGUAAUGGUUUUUCCAAAGUAAGCCAGCAUGAAGAUUCCAACAUCCAUCAAAGAAAUUUGAUUAUUUUACGCUCUUGAAUAAACGCAGUUAAGAUUGUAGCUAAGUAA